AUGGCUUCCAUGCAUAUUGAUUAUCCGAAUUAUACCAUCAAAUUUGAUUUUAUAAUAGAAAAAUUACUCAUAUUGACGAAGAAAAGGUACAAUGAAACAAACUUGAUCAAUAAUUACCUCUGCGAGCUUAACGAUCUUGAUUAUCGAUAUGUCACAAUUUCCAAUAAUGAUGCAGUACAAUUGCUUAUUAAGCAGUUGUGUACUAUUAUUAUACCUGCAGAAACAACUUUGGUUCAAAAUCAUUGUAAACUUUUAACCAAUCUAAUUCAAAAUAAUGUUAAAUUUGAGGAAGAAACAUUUACAUUUUCUAAACGAUGGAUCAUAAAAGUUUUCAAAUUUGCUUCACCACUUGUACAUAAUAAUGUCAUUUUAUCUUUAAAAAGUAUUUUAAUGAAUGAACAAUUUGAUGACAUGAAUCAUUAUUUACAAUUAUUACUUGAAGAUGAUAAAUUGUUACAAAAAUACUUAAAUCCAUGUAAUACACAGUGGUCUGAAAUUCAUUAUCAUGCAAUCAACUGCUUAGAAGGAAUUUUAAUAAGGAAUUAUAAUGGCACUUCUAUAGCAAAAGAAUUGAUAUGCAUGAUUAAAGAUAUCGCAUUACAUAUUGUUUCAUCUUCUUCAUAUGUAAAUGACAGUAAAUUUUAUCAUACUAAAAUUUUAUAUUCAUGCUUACAUAUUUUACAUAUUAUAAUGGCUAAUAAGUUAUUACCACAUUCCAUUGACUUUAUGGGUGAAAUUUUGGGAGUGGUACAAGCAUUUUUAUUUUAUGGUAUUAAAGAUUAUUCACCUGUAAAACCACAACUUCUUCGUCCAGCAGUAAUGAAUCUUCCAGAACAAGUUCAUGUCAUUCCCAAGUGUAAAAAUUUGAAAAAUCACAAAGCAAAAUUAAAAAAACAAUCUACUAAAAAGGUUGCUACUGAAAUAAAGAGUAAUGUAACAGAAUGCAAAGGAGUUAAUAUGUAUUCAAGUGAUUCAGAUACUUCAGAUACUGAAAGUAGUAAUUCCACUCUUAUGGAUUCUAAAGUAAGACUAGAAACUAUACACUUACUGCAAGCACUUGUUGAAAAUUCACAAAGUCGUGAAAUAUUUGGAUUUUGGCCACAAAUUGUUGCCACUGGAUCGCGAAAUGAUGCUCGAGUAUUAACUAGAAUUCUCUUAAAAGAACCUGUAUCUAAAGUAAAACAACACAUACUGAGUACACUAACAGAAUUACUUAUAAAUGCUAAACCUUUCUUAAUGCAUGCAGAGGAUGUUCAUCAUACUUCUUUUAUUACUUUUUUUGGUACAGUUUGUUUAAUGAUUAAAGAAUUACAUUUUACUUUAUCUUUGAUUUUAAAUGGUGAAACAAAUGUAGCAGUUUUGACUCAUGGUUUAAAAUGUGCUGCUGCUCUAAUUCAAGGCACACCAUAUAUCCGUUUACAAACAGGACUUGCUACAAAAUUGAUGAGAAAUUGUAGACCACAUAUAUUUCACAAAGAUCCAACAGUUCGUGUUGCUGCACUGUCAGCAUUUGAAGCUAUUACAUCUUGUGAUCCAGUAACUCCAGAGAUACUUAAAAUACUGGCAAAACAAUCAACUGCAAAUAUAGAAUCAGAUAAAAUGCAUCUACAUGUUUCAAUCACUGAUAAUGUGGAAAAAGAAGAAGAAGAAGAAAUAGAUAUUGAAGAUCUUAAGAAUAAUAUGAUGAAUGAAUAUGACAACAAAUUACUGAAAGAAGCAAAUAUAUGUUUCUUAGUCCAUAUUUGUUUAGAAAAUAUAUCAAAUAAAAUAAUGAGUACACCUGUUCGUCUUCAAUCCUUAAAACUAAUUGGUAGAAUGGCAUUCAGUACUGGAAAUCUUAUAUUCUCACAUUUAGAACUGAUUACAACGACUUUAGUAGAAGUCGUACAAGAUUUUGAAAUACAAGUAAUAUUACAUGCAUGUCGGGCUCUAGAAAUCAUGGCUGGUUGCCUCAUGAACAAUGACUCAGAGAACAGCAAUGCUUCAAUAUUUUGGAAUAUUAUAUUUGAUCCCAUGACACUACUUCUGCAACAUCCGCAAACAAUAAUACGAGAAGCUGCUUAUUAUUAAAUAUUAUAUUUUAUUGAAAAUAAAUGAAAUGCAAAACUACCAAUACAUAGACAGAAAGCAGUUUUAAUUAUCACAGUACUAUUUAAUGCAGUACAUGAUACAGAAAGUGCUGUAAGAGCUGCUGGAUUACGAGCAUUGGGAAUGUUAGUCACUUUACCUGCGCUGAAGGAGGAAACUGGAUUUUUAAUGGAUUUAGCUGAUAUAAUUUGCCUAACUGCUGAUGAUACAAAUCUUGGUGUUCGUAUUAAAGGAGCAUGGGCAUUAGCUAAUUUGUGUAAUUGUCUGUCAAAAGAAAAAAAUUCUGAAGAAGUGGAACCUGUCUCAUUGGAAAUUUUAUUACCAAAAAUCUAUCAAGUUUGUAUUAAAGCAUCUAAGGACAAUGAUAAAGUAAAAUGCAAUGCUGUUCGAACUCUUGGAAGUAUUCUAUAUUUAUGUCCCAACAAACAUAUAUUGAAUGAUACAUCAUUAGGACUAGAAACUCUUAUAAAUUGUGCUAUGUUAGGAAAUGAUAUGAAAGUACGUUGGAAUGCAUGUCGAGCUCUAGGUUUAGUUUUAAGCAACAAUCCAGAUAAUAUAUUACCACGUUCUUGGCGGGAUCAAGUAUUUCCUGCAUUAUGUAAUUUAAUAUGCGAUAGUCCGAACUUUAAAGUUCGUACUAACGCAUCGUGGGCAUUAUAUUCAUGCAAAUCAUUUGGUAAAUACGUUGUAAUUUUGUGGAAAAGCAUUAUCCUAGCCUUCGAAAAUUCUCAACAUGUACCAAGUUACGUCGAAUAUCCACAUCGAGACGCUCUUAUUCAACAAUUGUGCCUUACACUUAGCCAUGUGGCUGCUUAUACAGAGGUAUCAGAUCUGCAAAAUCUGUGGACAGAGAUAGGUGAACAUGUAGAUGAUAUUUCUAACUAUAUGAAGCAGUUUCAGGAAACUACUGUGCCUGAAAAAGUGGGAGAAUUAAUAAAAGCCAAAUCUCAAUUAGAAAAAUAUGUGAAAAGUGCUUCAUUAUUAGAAGAACGAAAAAUUGCACAAACAUUAGCAAGCAUUUUUGAACGAAAUAAACGGUAUGACAAUAUAAACGGUACUAUUUUAACUUAA
This is a messenger RNA of Habropoda laboriosa, 3159 nucleotides long. Its product is annotated as HEAT repeat-containing protein 6. The transcript has 12 exons. Lineage: Eukaryota; Metazoa; Arthropoda; Insecta; Hymenoptera; Apidae. The record is from RefSeq and is a predicted model, not a curated record.